AUGACUUCCUACGAGAUCUCCGAGACCAAAAACUUCGAAAACACCCAACCCGUCCCAGCCAUGCAGGAAGAACAUGACCCUGCCCAACUGUUCAAGGAACGGGAUCUGAAUGACACGCAGGAUCCCCGAAACUGGGGCCCUGUCAAGAAAGGGCUGUUGUUCACAGCCCUGAUCUCAAGCUCCCUUCUCGCGGACGGAGCAAUGACAUGGGGCGCGACGCUGAUCGUCACCCAGGCGAUGGACUGGAAGACCAGCGUGACGCACUCCGCGACCAGCAUGAACUACGGCAUCCUGCUGCAGGGGUUUGGCGGCGUCUUCGCGGUGCCGUUGAUCGAGGCGUAUGGGAGACUCCCCGUCUGGUUCUGGACCCAGGUCAUCACCAUGUUCAUGGUCCUCGGCGCCACGCUGUCCACCAGCUUGGGCACGUUUACUCUGUUUCGAUCUCUGCAGGGUCUCUUUGGCACAGUGCCUCAGGUCGUAGGUCUGCCGAUCAUCCACGACAUGUACGACCCAGAAGACUGGCCCCGGAUGAUCAAUAUCUGGGCCACGACCUUCCUCGUCGGACCCUUCCUGGGCCCUGCUCUGGCAGGAUACAUCCUGGACGGCAGCAAAAACCAGUGGGACAUCUCCUUUGGCGUCCUGACCGCCCUCUACGGCGUCUCCACGUUCCUGAUCCUUCUGUUCGGACACGAGACCUACUAUGCCAGAGGACAGGGACAGCGAGCGACGACUUCUUCUUCUCCUUUCCGAGCUAGAGUCCGCUCUUUCUUUGGCGUUGGAAACACGCACCUCCCGAAAGGCGCCACCUUGGCCGUGCAGUCCCGGAAGCUGGUCGAGUUGAUCUUCAAGCCUCCGCUCUUGCUUCCAGGCAUCGCGACGAUGAUCAACUUUUGCUGGCCUAUUGGCAUCAGCACCACUGUCGACACCUUCCUCCGUGCACCGCCGUACAUGUUCAAUACCGUGCAGGCAUCGUCGAUGCGUUUCGCGGGCGUCAUUGGCGCUCUGUGUGGUAUGACCUAUGCAAUCAUUACUUCCGAUUCAAUCCUAACUGAUCAUGCACGUCGCAUAGGAUACAUCUUCGGCUACUUAUUCAACGAAUGGAUCUUCAACCACCACCAUAAACGUCCUAGCAGACACGACCGCGAAGAUGCCAGCGGCAACAGCAGCACCAGCAGCGACACCGACGCCGACUCCUGGCGACCCGAAUACCGACUCCACGGCGUGUGGUUCCCGAUCGGCAGCAUGGCCUGCGGGCUGUUGACGUACGGCCUGACGCUGAAUUUCAGUCAGCACUGGAUCGGGCUCGCGUUCGGAUGGGUGAUGGUCAAUCUGGGGAUGAUUGCGAGUACGGUUGCCAUCACCGCUUACGCGCUGGAGAAAUACCCCCAGUACUCGACCACCGUCAGCGCCAUUAUCAACAUGUGGCGCACCUGCGGCGGCUUCUCGGUCGCGUACUUCCAGGCGUCGUGGAUCGCGCGCGACGGGGUGGGAGUCGUGUUUGGCGUGCAGGCCGCGGUGGUGGUGGCCGGCAUCAUUCUGACAAUCGUCCCNGUUUUGCUGAUGCAGAGGAGGAGGAGGAAGACAGGCCUGGUGCAAGUGUAA
Molecule: messenger RNA, 1602 nt
Organism: Rasamsonia emersonii CBS 393.64
Lineage: Eukaryota; Fungi; Ascomycota; Eurotiomycetes; Eurotiales; Trichocomaceae
Product: MFS transporter
Exons: 8
Coding region: 1-1602 (533 amino acids)
Biological process (GO): transmembrane transport
Molecular function (GO): transmembrane transporter activity
Source: RefSeq, a predicted model, not a curated record